Messenger RNA from Phragmites australis (common reed), 1056 nucleotides. RefSeq lists its product as uncharacterized. The transcript has a single exon. The record is from RefSeq and is a predicted model, not a curated record. Lineage: Eukaryota; Viridiplantae; Streptophyta; Magnoliopsida; Poales; Poaceae. The coding region runs from base 204 to 731 and encodes 175 amino acids.
CUCUGCCGCCCGACUUCGUCUCCCUCCUCCUGCGCUAUAUAUAGCAGGCCCCUUCGAGUCUUUCGUCCUCAUCGCCAUCUCCAGCACAAACCCAGUACACCUCAAGGCCAGCGCAGGGCAAGGGCCAAACCCGAUCGAAGCAGAACGGUAGCAUACACAAAGAUCGCAGCGCGAGCAGGAAAAGUUCGGAAUCCUAAGGCACAAUGGGCAUCUGCGUGUCUUGCGACGCGGCGGACGAGGGUGCGGCGACGGCGAGGGUGGUGCUCCCCGGCGGCGAGCUCCGGGAGUACUCGCCGCCGGCAACGGCGGCGCUGGCACUGGAUGAGGCCGGCGAGGGGUCGUGGUUCCUCUGCGACGCCGACGUGAUGGAGUUCGAGGGCUCCCUAGCAGCGGUGGCUGCCGGCGAGGAGCUGCGGCCGGGGCAGAUCUACUUCGUGCUCCCCGCCGAGAUGCAGUACCGCCGCCUCACCCGCGAGGAGGUGGCCGCGCUCGCCGUCAAGGCCAGCGCCGCGCUCGUCGAGGCGGCGGCGGCCGCCGCCGCGCCAUCCUCCCCCUGCCGCCGGCGCCGGCGCGGCGCUGUUGCGCCGCUCGUGUUCCCGCUCCCCGAGGAGGAGUACGCGGUGUCGGUCCCGAUGAAGCCGGCGGCGGUGCAGAAGCGGAGGGUGGCGUACCGGGGCGGGAGGGCCACGAGGUUCUCUCCCGAUCUGGCCGCCAUCCCGGAGAGCGAGUAGAGCCACCACGCGGUAAAUCUCGAGACGACAAGACGAGAGGCAUCGUUGCCCUUCCCCCCUGCCUCGCUGGUGACGCGUCCCUCGCCGGAGUUUGACCGGACGGUGUGGACGCGCCGGAGAUGAAGCUGGAAGUGUUUCAGGUCUAGUAGACGGAGCAUUCGCAAAGAAAGAAAAAAGGUCUAGUAGACGGAGAAUUUCGAGUGUGUGGUGUGCGUAGUGUUUUUGGCGCCGUUAAUUUAGGCGGCAUAAGCAUGAGAGCAUGUAGGUCGAUGCAAAAGUGUAAAUACAUGCAAAAGUGUAAAUAAAUGAGAAGGCAAGCGUUAGA